Messenger RNA from Daktulosphaira vitifoliae (grape phylloxera), 5631 nucleotides. It is a transcript of the gene rdgB, whose product is annotated as protein retinal degeneration B. The coding region runs from base 319 to 3951 and encodes 1210 amino acids. Gene Ontology annotation, biological process: phospholipid transport. The transcript is spliced from 26 exons. Gene Ontology annotation, cellular component: cytoplasm. NCBI's taxonomy places the organism in Eukaryota, Metazoa, Arthropoda, Insecta, Hemiptera, Phylloxeridae. The record is from RefSeq and is a predicted model, not a curated record. Gene Ontology annotation, molecular function: phosphatidylinositol binding; phosphatidylcholine binding; phosphatidylcholine intramembrane carrier activity.
UCAGCCGACUGCUAAGGUGCGCGGAUGAACUUUACAGAGUUCUUCCUUAUCCUGAUUCAGUUGUGCUUCUUGUGUUUAUACGAUUAUUUUGUGAUAAUUGUUUUUUAUUUGUAAUAGUUAUUAGAUUAAUUGUGAUAUAUUGUAUUAAUAUUAUGUAUGUCAAAUUCUACUUCAAACGUCGUUUUACAAUCAUUGAUUUUUAAACUGUAUGCUAUAAAAAUGUGUUGUUACUGAAGUUUGAGUACUAAAGAACUGCAAUGUGUUUUUUUCAAUAAUUUUUUUUUUUUGGUGGCACUUAUUUGGUAAAAAGUCAUUAUUAUGUUAAUUAAGGAAUAUCGUAUACCUUUACCUUUAAGUGUUGAAGAAUAUCGAAUAGCUCAGUUAUACAUGAUAGCAAAAAAAAGUAGAGAAGAAACUAAAGGAGCCGGUAGUGGUGUUGAAAUUUUAGUUAAUGAACCUUAUGAAGGAGGACCUGGAGGUGAUGGAAAUACUGGCCGUGGCCAAUAUACUCGUAAAAUUUAUCAUGUUGGAAGUCAUCUACCAGGAUGGUUUAAAGGAUUAUUACCUAAGUCUGCAUUAUCUGUUGAAGAAGAAGCAUGGAAUGCAUAUCCAUAUACAAAAACUCGGUAUACAUGCCCAUUUGUUGAAAAAUUUUCUUUAGAAAUUGAAACAUAUUACUACCCUGAUAAUGGGUCUCAUGAUAAUGUGUUUAAAUUGUCCACUAGUGAAUUACGAAAUGUUUCUGUUGACUUAAUAGACAUAGUUAAAGAUCAACUUUAUGGUGCUGACUAUAUUAAAGAAGAAGAUCCAGUAUAUUAUAUUAGUGAGAAAACUAAAAGAGGUCCUUUACCUGAAAACUGGAUCUCUGAGUAUUGGAAAGAAUGUCAAAACAAAAGUAUGCCUACAGCUUCUGGUAAAUCAAUUAUGUGUGCUUACAAGUUGUGUAAAGUAGAAUUUCGUUAUUGGGGCAUGCAAACUAAAAUUGAAAAAUUUAUUCAUGAAGUUGCAUUAAGAAAAACUAUGGUGCGAGCACAUAGACAAGCAUGGGCUUGGCAAGAUGAAUGGGUAAAUUUAAGUAUGGAUGAUAUUCGUCAAAUUGAAAAGCAGACUCAAGAAGCACUUAAACAAAAAAUGAGUAGCAAUAGUAGUGAUUCUGAAGUUAGAGAAGGAACUGAUAUUGUAGAAGAAACAAAAAAUGUUAGUAAUUUAGCUGCAACAAUGGGAAGUAUAGAAAAAAGUGAUCUUGAAGUUGCAACACCUGUUACUUCUAAACGUAUGCAGGAUAGUACUCUGUAUUCUCAAACUCCUUGUGUAUCAAGUAGUUCUGAAAUAAGAUCAAGCAAUAUUCAACCAUCAUCAUCAAAUAUCAGUAUACCUGUAAGAAAGAGUUGGAGUAGCACCAAAUCUCAAAUGCCAUCUCCUGGAUCAACUCAAAGUUUUGAUACAGCUCCUAACUGGAGAAUGGAAAGUCUUGUAUGUGAUUCUGACUCAGAAUUAAGCAAUGAUGAUGAAUUCUUUGAUUGUCAAGAAUCUAUUCCUUCAUCAGAAAUUGUAUCACUUGCCAAAUGGAGUUCAUUAACAAUACUGAAUGAGCAAGAGUUUGAUUCCUCAAGUUUACCAGAAAAAGAAGAAGACAGUAUAUUUUCUCCUACUACAAAAAAACCAUCUCCGUUCAUACAGCGUGGUUAUAGUAUUGAUACAUGCCCAGGUUCUCCUGUUAUUAGUAAAGAAACAAAUUGUCAAAUUAAUGUUCUUUUAAUGAUAAUUCACUCUGGAAGUGUACUAGAUGCUAACUCUGAUAUUAUGGCAAAAAAGUCUGAUUUUACUACAUUUAGGGGUGCUUUUGAAUCUGUUAUGAGACAACAUUAUCCAAAUAUGAUUGGUCAUGUAGCAAUGAGACUAAUUUCUUGUCCAUCUAUUUGCGCUGAAGGUCUCAGUGUAUUGUCAAAAUUAAGUCCUUAUAGUUUUGAUGUUUCCCCAUCUGUUAUGGAAGCUACAAAUAUAACUCAUGAUUCUGUUCCAAUUGGUGCUAUUCCUAUACUUGCAAGAUGUUCUAAUGAUUAUAUAGAAGUAGUUUCUAAUGUUAUUCGAAUGGCUAAUCAAAUUUAUCGAGAAUUUAUUAAGUCCAAUGAAGGUUUUGGGUUUAAUGGUCGUGUUUAUAUUAUAGGUGAUUCGAUGGGGUCUGUAAUAGGCUAUGAUGCAUUAUGCAGAAGUCCUGAAAAUCAUGAUUACAGCCGACAUAGUACUCCAGAGCAUAAUCUAAAGAAAAAUGAAAAUGAUGAGUGUACAUCAGUUACAAGUGGUGAUUCAGCUUAUAAAGUUCUAAUUACUCCACCAAUAAAACGAAAAUCAUCUACUAAUGACAACAAUAUAUGUUUGGAAUUUGAAGUUCAUGAAAUGUUUAUGUUUGCUUCUCCUUUAUCACUCGUAUUAGCAUUUAGAAAAAUAUCAGCCCAUAAAAAUGAUAAAUCAUCAAUAAUUCAGCGUCCAGCUUUACAGCAAAUAUACAACUUAUUUCAUCCAACUGAUCCAAUAGCUUCCAGACUAGAGCCCUUAAUCUCAGCAAAAUUUUCUAUUUUACCGCCUGUCAAUAUUCCACGAUAUCAAAAAUAUCCACUUGGAACGGGACAGCCAUACUACUUAUUGGAAACAGUGCAAACAAAUCCUCAAUUAUUUUCUGAACCUAAUUAUACUCGUCGUACAUCUGAAGCAAGUAUUUUAAGUGCCAUGUCUGGAAUUGGAGAUACAUUACCAAUACAAGCCAUAAAUAAAUUGACUAAAAAAUGGUGGGGCUCUAAAAGACUGGAUUAUGCUCUAUAUUGCCCUGAUGGAUUAUCCAAUUUCCCAACCAAUGCAUUACCACAUAUAUUCCAUGCUAGUUAUUGGGAAUCAUCUGAUGUUAUAGCAUUUAUUUUAAGACAGUUUGUUACAUUUGAUUAUCAUAGUUCAGCUAGAAUUGAAGAAAAAGAAUUAGCUAGUUUUAGCCCAAGUCAACCUCGUGAAAAAUGGCAACGUAAAACAACAUUUAUAAAAAUUAAAAAUUCGACUGCUAGUCAUCGAGCAAAUGAUGUAAUUAUACGUGAAGGUUUACCUCAAACUAUUAGUGCCCGAUUUAUAUAUGGACCAUUUGACAUGUUCUCUUUAGCUGGUGAAAAGAUUGAUAUACAUAUUAUAAGAGAACCUGGUAGUGGAGAAUGGACGCACUUAGCUACAGAGGACUCUGACAAAAAUGGACGUGUUGUUUAUACAAUUCCUGAAAAUAAAUCACUUGGAUUUGGUAUUUACCCAGUUAAAAUGGUUGUAAGAGGUGAUCAUACAAGUGUUGACUUUUUAUUAGCUGUAGUUCCACCUCAAACUGAAAUAGUGGUGUUCAGUAUAGAUGGUUCAUUUUCAGCAAGUGUUUCUGUUACUGGACGUGAUCCAAAAGUCAGACCAGGAGCUGUUGAUAUAGUCAGACAUUGGCAAGAUUUAGGAUAUCUGAUUGUUUAUAUUACUGGAAGACCUGAUAUGCAACAACAACGUGUACUAUCAUGGUUAAGUCAGCACAAUUUUCCACAUGGAUUAGUUUCAUUUGCAGAUGGCCUUUCUACUGACUUUCUUGCUCACAAAAUUACAUAUCUUAAAAAUCUUGUACAGGAUAAUAAAAUGAUUAUACAUGCUGCUUAUGGAAGUAGUAAAGAUAUCUCAGUUUACAGUGCUCUUGAUCUUAAACCCAAGCAAAUAUUUAUUAUUGGCAAAGUAGGACGUAAACAUUAUACCAUGGCAACUGUGCUAUCUGAUGGGUAUGCUGCUCAUUUAUCUGCUUUACAAUGUCAUGGUGGAUCAAGACCAGCACAAGGAAAUGCUCGAAUGUUAUUAACUCCAAGAGGGCGGUUUGGCCAAAAUGCUUCAAUGAGACGUAGAAGGUGUCCUGAGAAGAGAACUGGUGAUGGACAUGGUUCUAAUAAUUGAUGCAUACUUGACCGGAUAUUAUGGUGCAAGUAAAUGCCAGAUCUGCAAAGAGAACUACUUCAUUUCCUAUAUGUUCAUUAACCAGAACUUCAAGUCGAAACAGAUACUAUAAUCUUUGAUGUUGCUCCUGGUCAUGUUUCCAUUGUUACUCCUCAGAUGGAUCUUGAUAAUGGUAUUAUAAUGUUUGAUUUUUAUGGAAAAUUGUUAAGAUAGUUUUGUUUUUGUAAUGUUGAUUGUUAUUUAUUUUAACUGCACUUAUUUUUAUAUCUUUUAUUUUUAGCACAUUCCUGUUAUAUCCAAUGAUUUUUUUAUAAUAAUUUUCUUAUUACCUAUCCUUAUCAUUUCCAUUAUUGUUAUUAAUUUGUAGAGAUAUAUUUUAUUAACUGUAUUAAGAUUAUUUGUCCUUAAUAUCAUCAAGAAGGCUGUGCCAGAUAUAAAAAUGUACAUUGAAAAUAUUCUGUACGAAAAUUGUGCUAUUCUAGCUUGUAAAUUAUUUCCCUUUAUAUAAUUAUUAAUUUAUUUAUUAUUCAAGUUUUCUUACUUCUCGUUAAGGUUUAUAAAAAAUGUAAAUAUUAUAUAACUUUCUAGUCAAAUUGUUGAUCAAAACUAUGUUUAUAACUGUAGUUAGGAUUUUUUUGUAGACCAAAAAUGUUUUUGGAAAAAAAAAAUCAUCGCAUUAAAGUGAAAUAUUUGUGAUACUUUUUAUGUUUUGUUUCUAUAAAUUAGAAAAUUGUUAUACAUAAAAUUGCCUAAUUUUUAUAUUGAAAUAAUGUAUUGUAAGAAAAAUAUAAAAUUGAUUAUUAAUAUAUUACAUUGAAUUUUAAAUAUGACUGUUCACAAUCACAUGAAUUAUACUGGCAUUUAUGAAAAAACUGUUAAUAUUGUUUAAUGAAGCAUUUUUUAUUCUAUUUAUUUGAUUAUAGUUUGUAGAUAUUUUAUAUUAAUUUAAUAUUGUAUAAUAAACAAUAAGUGAUGUAGCUAUUAUUAUUAUGGAAUAUACAGAGUAUUCAGUAAGUAUAGAAACAGAUCAGUUGAUACAAACAAUGAGAACAAUAGAAACCCGUUUCCUUACUUACUGAAUACUCUAUAUAUGUAUGUAUAUAGUAUAUGUUGGUUUAUGUAAAAGGUGUCUAAAAGUUGUCAAAUAACUUUUCUUUAUUUAAUACUAUCAUAAGAUAUUUUGAUUACAAUCAUGUUAAUAUGCUAAGUUUAGGUGCCCAUUUAAUAAAGUUAAGUGUUUUUUUUAUCAAAAGGAAGAGGUAAUAAGUUACUAAAUGUUAAAUUGACUAACAAAAUUAAAACCAUCCUAUAAAUGCAUUUUGGAAAUAUUGUUAUUUUUUGAUUCUAGUAGACGUUUUCUUGCAAAAGAUUUGAAAUAAGUUGUGACUACUUUGGACACCUUAGUCAUUGUAUUAUAAUCAAAAUAAUAAAUGUUAUCAUUGGUGUAACUAGAAGAAAAUUUAAUUUCCAAAACUAGUCAUAUUAAAACUACCUUUUCAAACGUAAAAUAGUAUAUCUAAUAUUCCUAGUUAUUCUAGGAUAUUCCAAUAAUUGAAGACUUAGCCAUCCUAGUUACACUUAUGAAUGUUAUUGUACUGUUACAAUAAUAAAAAUUUAAAAAACCAUGUAGCAAUUGUGUGAAAUGUUAUUAAAUAUAUAAGUGAUACAUUAUUUUGAACA